Equus caballus (horse) is the source of this 4859-nucleotide messenger RNA. The record is from RefSeq and is a predicted model, not a curated record. NCBI's taxonomy places the organism in Eukaryota, Metazoa, Chordata, Mammalia, Perissodactyla, Equidae.
CGUCACAGGAGCGCCAAAAAAGAACUUGGAAGGAGACUGGAUUUCGGCUGGAGGCGCUAGAUGGCUUCCCGUGAACCUUCGCAGCGUUGGUGGGGAAACUGAGGUCCCCCAACCGCUCCGAUAGAGGAGACUCGGCCUCGCGCGGGGACGUCAGGAGAGCUGUAGCUAAAGAGAGUGGCGGGACUUGGGCAGGGGUUAGCUGAGGGGCUCAGACCUCGGAGUCUCUCUGCCCGCCGGGACGAAGGGAGAGCCGGCCGGGCGCAUCUGCUCCUACGGAGGAGCCGGCCCAGCGGUGAACUAGGAGAGCUUUGGGCCCGCCGUCCUUUACAAAGAAAGAAAGAAGAGCUGAAACAGAUGUGUACCCUGUCCCAUUCCUGUGUUUCCCCAAAACGGUCCACCUUAGAUGCCUAUAAGACAUGAGUGGAGAGUAUAGAGGCAGAGGAUUUGGACGAGGACGAUUUCAAAGCUGGAAAAGAGGAAGAGGUGGUGGGAGCUUCUCAGGAAAAUGGAGAGAAAGAGAACACAGAACUGACCUGAGUAAAGCCACAGGAAAACAUACUUCUGGUAGGAAAGAACAAACUUCACAGUCUUUGCUACUACAAUCAACAUUGGAUCAGUUCAUACCAUAUAGAGGCUGGAAGCUUUAUUUCUCUGAAGUUUACAGUGAUAGCUCUCCUUUUAUUGAGAAGAUUCAAGCGUUUGAAAAGUUUUUCGCAAGACAUAUUGAUUUGUAUGAUAAGGAUGAAAUCGAAAGAAAGGGAAGUAUUUUGGUGGAUUUUAAAGAACUGGCAAAAGACGACGAAAUGGCUAAAUUGAUACCAAAUAUAGCAAAUGAAUUAAGGGAUACACCUGAGAAAACCUUGGCUUGCAUGGGUCUGGCAAUACAUCAGGUAUUAACUAAGGACCUUGAAAGACACGCAGCUGAACUACAAGCUCAAGAAGGAUUGUCUAGAGAUGGGGAAACAAUGGUAAAUGUGCCACAUAUUCACGCAAGGGUUUACAACUAUGAGCCCUUGACACAACUCAAAAAUGUCCGAGCAAAUUACUAUGGCAAAUACAUUGCUUUGAGAGGGACAGUGGUCCGCGUCAGUAAUAUAAAGCCUCUUUGCACCAAGAUGGCUUUUCUUUGUGGUGCAUGUGGAGAAAUUCAGAGUUUGUCUCUUCCAGAUGGGAAAUAUAAUCUUCCCACAAAGUGUCCUGUGCCUGUGUGUCGAGGGAAGUCAUUUACUGCUCUCCGUAGCUCUCCUCUCACAGUUACGAUGGACUGGCAGUCAAUCAAGAUCCAAGAGCUGAUGUCUGACGAUCAGCGAGAAGCAGGUCGGAUUCCACGGACGAUAGAAUGUGAGCUUGUUCAUGAUCUGGUGGAUAGCUGUGUCCCGGGAGACACAGUGACUAUUACUGGAGUUGUCAAAGUCUCAAACGCUGAAGAAGGUUCUCGAAAUAAGAAUGACAAAUGCAUGUUCCUGUUGUACAUUGAAGCAAAUUCUGUUAGCAAUAGCAAAGGACAGAAAACAAAGGCUUCCCAGGAUGGGUGUAAGCACGCAACAAUGAUGGAGUUCUCACUUAAAGACCUUUAUGCCAUCCAAGAGAUUCAAGCUGAAGAACGCCUGUUUAAACUCAUUGUCAACUCGCUUUGUCCUGUCAUUUUUGGCCAUGAACUUGUUAAAGCAGGUUUGGCAUUAGCGCUCUUUGGCGGAAGCCAGAAAUAUGCAGAUGACAAAAACAGAAUUCCAAUUCGAGGAGACCCACAUGUCCUCGUUGUGGGAGACCCAGGCUUGGGAAAGAGUCAGAUGCUACAGGCAGUAUGCAACAUUGCUCCACGUGGCGUGUAUGUUUGUGGUAAUACCACGACCACCUCUGGUCUGACUGUAACUCUUUCAAAAGAUAGCUCCUCUGGAGAUUUUGCUUUGGAAGCUGGUGCCCUGGUACUUGGUGACCAAGGUAUCUGUGGAAUAGACGAGUUUGAUAAGAUGGGGAAUCAACAUCAAGCCUUGUUAGAGGCCAUGGAGCAGCAAAGUAUUAGCCUUGCUAAGGCUGGCGUGGUCUGUAGCCUCCCUGCAAGGACUUCCAUCGUUGCUGCUGCGAAUCCUGUUGGAGGACACUACAACAAAGCCAAGACAGUCUCCGAGAAUUUAAAAAUGGGGAGUGCCCUACUAUCCAGAUUUGAUUUGGUCUUUAUCCUGUUAGACACCCCAAAUGAGGAUCAUGACCAUUUGCUCUCUGAACACGUGAUUGCAAUUAGAGCUGGAAAGCAGAGAACUGUUAGCAGUGCCACAGUAGCUCGUAUGAACAGUCAAGAUCCAAAUACUUCUGUCCUUGAAGUGGUUUCUGAUAAACCAUUAUCAGAAAGACUAAAGGUGGUUCCUGGAGAAACAAUAGAUCCGAUUCCCCACCAGCUGUUGAGAAAGUACGUUGGUUACGCUCGGCAGUAUGUCUAUCCCAGGCUCUCCACAGACGCGGCUCAAAUUCUUCAGAAUUUUUACCUUGAGCUCCGGAAACAGAGCCAGUGGUUUAACAGCUCACCAAUCACUACUAGGCAGCUGGAAUCUUUGAUUCGUCUAACAGAGGCACGAGCAAGGUUGGAAUUGAGAGAGGAAGCAACCAAAGAAGAUGCUGAGGACAUAGUUGAAAUUAUGAAACAUAGAAGCUGUUUGGUAAAGAGGAAACAUCCCAAUCUAGAUGCAGAAGGUCAUCGCUCUGACUCAUUGGAUGCUCUACUUCUGCCCUCACCCCUGCCAGUUCUCAGGCCUGGGAUCUACUGUAAUUGUUUCAAGAGGCCCAAAGUUAUCCAGCGUGUUAAAAUCACUUGUAAGAGGUUUGAGAAGUGGCCAAAGAGGUAUGAAGACCCCAUGAUCUUCCUGAAAUAUAGUUCACAUAAGAUCCGGGUGGCCUACCUUUGCACCCAGGUCCAAUAUGCUGGGCCAUUAUUUUAUCCUCCAAAUGGCUGUUACUUGGAAACAUUCCCACUUUCACACUUACUCUUUCCACCUGAAAUCUGUGAAAUCCUCUGGAAAUAAACAACUGAGAGAAUUACUCCUCUAAUAAACUAGAAGGUGUCUUUUUAACAUCUAGCUUUACUAAAUCUUCUUUGGUAAUGCAGUUUCUUGCUAAUAACUUUUCUUUGUCACAAAUGUAAAAUAGGUGCUUUUAUUAACUAUUGAUAUUGCCAAAGUAUUACCAGUCAUCAGAUUUGGAGAGAGAGAAAUAUCUUCCUUUUAUUACUCUAAACAAUUUUUAGCUUAUAUUUGUUUUUACAGAACAGUCCUGUUUUUCUGACUGAGGCUCUUCAGUGAUCUUUUUGACAGAAAGGAACUAAGGGCUCCAUAUGAAAGAACAUUACACGUCUUGGUGAGACGUCUCAGUUUCAUUGUAUUUCUUCCAAUAGACUCUGUGACAGCAAAGGUAAUAACCAGAGACAUGGUGAUUUCCCUAAAGUAGUUUAACUUAUUUUUGUAUAAAGUAAGAUUCAGGGGGCACAAAAGAAAACCCAAUGAUAAUGAUAAAAGUGAAGCAGUCAAGUAGUAGAAAAAAAUUUUAAAUAAUAUUGUAUGAUAAAUCUGAGGAUAACUUCCAAAGUAUUAAUAUUUCAUAAGACUAUCAAAGUUUGAUCCCAGCUAGAAAAUACAGCUAUAAAAAAGUUCAGCAAGCUCUUCUGAAUGCAGAAACCAUCUUACAUAGUAUGAUAUGGAUAUCAUGUAGCUAAUUCACGCAUGUUAAUUUUUACAGUGCACAGCAGCUACUGUGGAAAGGUGUGGAUCUUCCUUCAGAAGCUCUUAAGGGUAGGAAAUGAACCAAAUAGUUUCCUGAGAUUUCCCCCAGCCCUGUGAUUCUUUGUUAAAUAACAAACUCUGCUAGAAUGCUACCUUAUCUCAUUUCCAGACAUUGGGAGGAGGUGGGAAUGGGGACUGCUAAUGGGUAGGGGGUUUCUUUCUGGGGUGAGGAAAAUGUUCUGAAAUUUGAUAACGGUUAUUCAGUCUGUGAAUAUACUAAAAAUCACUGAAUCAUGCACUUUAAAAGGACAGAUUUUAUGGUGUGUGAAUUAUAGCUCGACAAAAAUUUUUUAAAAAGAAUACUGUCUCCCUUUUAAUAUUUGAUAUUAAUAUUUAUUUGAUAUUGAUAUUUAAUAUUUGAUAUUAAAAUAUAAACCCUUCUUAAAAUAUUCUCUUGCAUAAGAGAGCUGUAAGUAUCUUACCACUAUAGUUAAAUAGAUCUCACAAAUGACGCUGUUUUUAUAGAGUAUAGCACAAUGUAUAGCCUAGCUUUAGCGUUUUAGGCAACUCCUUUCUGAAAAUAUUUUUGACCAGAAAGGACUCUAAAUAUUCAUUUGGUUUUCUUUUAAUUAAAUUGAGAACAUGUAUAGGCAAUUUGUAACAGCGUCAAGAAUUUUAGAAAAUUCUGAAAGUAUGUAGCUUGCAAUAAAACGAAUUACCACUGGCUUUCAUAUUCUCUCUUUACUUUUGGGAUCCAGUAAUUGCUGUCAGUGAAAGCUUCAUAUUCACGAGUGGCAAUACCUCGAUUCUAGUUAGGAAUCUCAAUCUCAGAUAAGAAUAAUAUUCUAUGAGGUCAUUAAACAGCCAAAGAAAACCUCCAGUUUAAUCUGGUGGUGCCAUAUUUACUUCUCAAUGGUCUCAAUACUCUGAGUGACUUGACUUCAACACACACACUCACACACACACAGACACACACACCCAUUUUUUCAAAUCCCCAGAGAUCAUUUCUUCGAGAUCCAGAGUAGUUUGAAAGACUAGUCCCCCAAUCUCCCACACAUGAAGAGACAUUGUCAAAUAUCUACUACCUAAAAUUUCAUCCUCCCAAAUUGACUAAAAUGACUUUUUUUUUUUUACUACUCCAAGAACAUU